AUGCCAUUCCGAGAUGGAUAUUCGCAAGAAUUUCGAGAUUGCUCACUCUGUCCCGAACGUUACAUUAAUUUUCAAAUCAAGCCUUCGUGUUGUACCUCAAAGUGUACUAAAACUACUUGUGAAAUAAUUAAGUAUCUGGUGAUGAAUGUUUAUGAGAGUGAAUUAUUGGUAGAUAGACAGGCUUCAUGUUGGUUUGAUGGAUAUUAUGUAAGAUCAAUGCAUUGGUUGGCUCACUUUGGUCAAUUAUCACUUGUGAGAUUUUUGGUGAAUGAAUGUGGAUUUAAGGCACAAGUCCAAUCUGAUAUUGAUUGGGUCUCAGAUUGGUCAAUUAAUCAGGCCUUUAUUGAAAAACACUUUGAUUUGGUUAGAGAAAUGUGUAAGGGAGAUUAUUCCUUCAUGUUGAGAGAUAGGUGUGAUCAUAUUCCAGCUGGAAUGUUAUAUUCUUGUUUUGAAAUGAUCAAAAUGGAAGUAGAAAACACUUGGGAUUAUUGGCUAUUUAUUGUAGAGGAAUGUUUGAGGGGAAAGAUUACAGAUGAAAUAUUGGAUGAAGCAAUGGAGACAUGGGAUAGAAAACCGAAAGAUUUUCUGAGAGCCAAACAAGAUCUUUGUUUGAGGGAAAAUCCAAUACGAUCUCACAAACAACUUUCUGAUAUCAUAUUUGAAUUUGAACUUUGA
Molecule: messenger RNA, 675 nt
Organism: Naegleria gruberi
Lineage: Eukaryota; Heterolobosea; Eutetramitea; Acrasida; Naegleriidae
Exons: 1
Coding region: 1-675 (224 amino acids)
Source: RefSeq, a predicted model, not a curated record